Phytophthora infestans T30-4 is the source of this 2894-nucleotide messenger RNA. RefSeq lists its product as uncharacterized. The coding region runs from base 54 to 2894 and encodes 946 amino acids. The record is from RefSeq and is a predicted model, not a curated record. NCBI's taxonomy places the organism in Eukaryota, Oomycota, Peronosporomycetes, Peronosporales, Peronosporaceae. The transcript has 5 exons.
CACUGACUGCGACCUGCCAAGCUAUGGAAGGACUCCCGUCUCGGCGACGCACUAUGACGCGAACCACUCUAACGAUUGUAUUCUGCAUCGCUCUGCUACUAGCUGGGGGAGGAUUUGCAAGAGCCAUAGAAUUGAAGGGGACCCAUUGCCCAGGCCAAGGCAACCAGUGCUCGCAAAAUGGCGUAUGUGCGAUCAACCGACAGGGAGAGCACGUGUGCAAUUGCCAGUGGGGGUACAGCUCGCCUGACUGCUCCAUAAGGUUGUGUCCGCAUGGAGCCAACCCGACGUCGUCCCAACAGGAGAAUAAGAAGAUUCGCUUGCGGAUCGCAUCGACCGGCGGUGCCUUAAUCGUGGGUGGGGCAUUGGCGCUAACAUUCCAGGCGCACACGGUUGAGUUCGAGUUGCCGCUCGACCAGGUGACGAGCGAAGUUUGCACAAGUAUUUUCCGGCGUUUCCAAAACCUGGGAGAGUUGACGUGCGAACAAGGAGCUUUUGAUGGAUCUUCGUCGGCCACAUUUGACAUCACGCUUCGCACAUUUCCCACGUUUCCAAUCAUGAACAAUCUAUACUAUCAUUACGGCAACCCUCCAGUGUCAGAGUUCUGGUGUGACACAACCAAUGUCCAGCUUUCAUCCUCGUCGGGGUCAGUACAGUGUGUGUUUGAAAGCAUCAUCGAUGCCAACGUGAAUUCCUAUGAAGAGUGCAGUGGGCACGGCGACUGUAACACUGAAACGGGAGUUUGUGCUUGCCAUGAGGGGUAUUACGGUGAUCACUGUGGAGAUAACAAGGAUGACGAAGAUGUUCUGGUUGCACCGGCGCUGGGUCCACUCUUCAAGGGAAAUGUUCUGCGUUUAUCAGCGACGCGAGCUUUGUCCUCCGAAUUCCACCUUGUCCGCGCGGAAGCAGGAGGCGGACAAGCUGUUUUUACCAUGAAUGGACGUGGUGAUACUACUUGGCAUCACGGAUCAUUGCAACUUCGAGGAGGCGGGUUGUACAUGAGCGGUGGUAUAUUUCAACUACAAAAAGACAGCACCUUCGAGAUGAAAGACGGGCGUGCGCGCCUUCAAGAUACAUCGCUACAUUUGCAGCUGCAAACGGCCACCGAAACCUUUGUCAGCGGUGCUGCUUUGCUCAAUGUUGAACGACUUUCUGCAGCCUCGACGUCCAAAUUGUCAACACUCCCAGACUACAUGCGCAUUUCGCAGCCCAAAGGUCCCAUUCUGCGGGUUAGUGGCGCAGGACAGACCGUCAUCCACAGUGGCGGGCUAGAAAUUCUUAAAGGUGGUCUGAGACUCGAGCGCGGUGGUAUCCAGGUGCUUUCGGACGGGAUCAAAGUGAUGAGCGGAGGACUUGACGUCCAAAGCGGCAACUUAGCUGUGCGCUCUGGAACUUUAAGUCUGAAAAAUGGCCAGACAACGCUUACUGCACCUGCUGGUCCGGUACUAUUGCUACAGCGUGACAGCAGUGAUGGCAUGUCUUCAAGUCCGCUAAUCGAGGUUAGAGGUAGCAGAAGCAGCGAAAGUAAGGUUUUUGAAGUGCUUGAUUCGGGUUCGACGGUAGUGCACGGUGGUGGAGUGCAUGUUCUUGCUGGUGGUGUUACAAUCGCAUCCGGAGGCCAAACGAUCACGUCAGGUGGCCUACGUGUGGAGUCUGGCGGAAUCCAGAUCGAGUCUGGAAGCCUCACAACGCGAGAUGGUUUCUCAAUCGAAGAUGGUGGGCUAUCCGUCAAAACUGAGCAAGUGAACGGUAAAGCACUUCAUGUGACGUCGACCAACGCCAACUUUGCAGGUGCGUUGCUGAGCUUUGACCUCACUCGUCAUCGUCGCGAUACACCGCCGUUCCAGAGCGUGUUCUCCGUGGACUCACUAGGCAACUUGGAGACGCACGGAGACGUCAUUACAACAGACGGGGGGCGGAUUAUUACAAACGGAGCUCUGGUGGCUCAGGCACAGGCAGUCUUUUCGAGUAUUCAACUUCGCGCCUCCAAUGAACUCGUCAUCCCAAGCACCAACAGCUAUGUUCAGAUCACCAACGAUGGAGUCGCUUCUCCAAACAGAGCGAGUAUCGAUCGUGAACAUGCCUACGCUGGUCAAUUGCUUGUCAUCCAGAACGACGACGAACAACCGUUAGGUGGCGAACUGAACGUAGCAGCCGGUGCUGCAGCCAUUUUCGUGUUUGACGGCGGCGUGUGGCGUCCACUGACUGCGGCAGCUUUUGACACGUCGUCACUCACAGGCGUUAAGACUUUUGAAGCUGCAAACGAUCUCAACUUGGGCGAAAUCACGCUGUCGGUGCAGUCUGUUCAAGUGGCUGGACAACGUGCUGGCUUUGUGGCUGUGUACGGCAAAAGUGGCAUUUUGGAGCAGCAUGACGGUCUACGCUUUGAAGCCACCACGGGGACGUUGAGUGCUGAAAAAAUUGAGACCCAGCGCAUGCGUGGCUCCAUCGAUAUGCGUGAAAGCGAGCUGCGAGGCGUAGAAAUCGUCGGUGGUCACAUCAGCAACGUCAACAUGACGGCCAUCGAGAUGGUGGAAGUCCAGGGUGAGCUUUUUGUCGAGGACGAGGCCUUUUUUGGGGCAAGUGUGACUGUGGAUGGCCAAGUAAUGGGCUCAGGAGCCUAUGUGGAUGCAUCGGACGAGCGUUUCAAGCGCGACAUUCACCAGAUCACCAACGCGUCCGACGUUGUAGCUCAGUUGCGUGGUGUCGAGUAUGCGUACAACUCGGCAGAAUUCCCUAGCAAAUUUCCGCUCGACGGCCGACGUGAAUUGGGAUUCAUAGCUCAAGAAGUGGAGAAAGCAGCACCUCAAGUUGUGUCCACUGACGCUGACGGGUUCAAGUACGUGGCAUAUGCACGAUUGAUGCCCGUGGUGCGAGAAGCAACUCCAGCAGCUUGA